Molecule: messenger RNA, 2190 nt
Organism: Closterium sp. Yama58-4
Lineage: Eukaryota; Viridiplantae; Streptophyta; Zygnematophyceae; Desmidiales; Closteriaceae
Source: the annotation of a GenBank genome assembly
AUGUUGGCUUCGCCAGGUCAUUCCCCGCGCCACAUCAGCUCGCCUCCUCCCUCUUCCGAUCCUCCUUCGCCUCCUUCCGCUUCUAAGGACUCACCUCCUGCAAAAGCCGCUUCAGCCAAAUCAUUACCUCUUACCACCGCACUUACCUCUGCCGCUAUCGUUCCUUCCGCCACCCCUCGGCGCGGGGAGCUCAUGGGUCCGCCUCCCGCCAAGCGCCCGCGUCCCCGUCGCGCGCCCGUUGUUCUUGACGAGGACACGUAUAUCGAAGCAAUUGAGAGGAUCGUUCAGCGGGAUUACUUUCCGGAUUUGCCACGGCUCCAGAACCGGUUGGAGUGGUUGGAAGCGGUACGAUCCGGUGAUCCCGUGCAGAUUCGCGAGGCACAGGUGAAUAUUUUAAGAAGGCGCGCGGAAGCUUCUGCUGCUGGUGGGGAUUCGAGCCGCGGUAGCGGUCGAGGCGGUUCGUCAGUUGGGGGUACUCCUAGGUCCUCCCUGUCGACUCCCGCGCUUUCCGCGGGCGCUCCCAGUCCCGCGCCUAGCCUCUUAUCCGAAGGUGGUUUAAGGACGUCGGAAUGGGAUAGAGACGAGGAGAGACUAACAGGGCGGAGGAUAGGUAGCAGGGAGAGAGUAGCGGGGGAUUCAGCAGCAGCAGCAGCGGCGGCCGCGGCGGGAGCAGUGGGGACGGAUGGAGUCGGGGAGAUUGGAGAGGGAGAGGGGGGCGGAGGACCCGAUACAAGCCUGUCGCUUGACGAAUUUGUUAAGAGGUACACCAGCGAGGAUAACGCUUCGUUUGUGGAGAUUAAGGAGAAGGAUAAUCGGCGGCGCAUGGCUAAGGUAGCGCAUCUGCUAGCAUUAGAACAGGGCCCAGGGAAAGGAGCGGAAGGGGAAAAAGGGGGGGAAGGCGGAGCAGGGGUGAAGCAGUUGACUGGCUCAGGAGAAACGGUGAAGCUUCUAACGGGGACGGGUGAGAACGAGGAUCGGAAAACGGACGGGUUUGGGUCGUCGGGGCAACCGACUAGUACACUCGAAACGUGGAAAUACACUGCGCGUAAUGCGCUUAUGUACCCGGCUGCUUGUAGAGAGGAUGCCCCUUUUUCCGUGCGAGAAAAGGAACUACGAUCAGCAGGGCCGCCUAAGGAAGUCCAUAAAGCGAACACGAGGUUUCACGGAAGUGUUACGGGUGGUGGUAACCAGGCGGCGCAACAGCAGAAGCAGCCGCCAGAGGAAGUCGCUGCAGCACUGUUCACGCCGUUACCGGGGGGAACCCCUUUGCCUUACAUUGACCCUUCGGGGGAGCGCGAUGGGAGAAAGAGAUACGACUUGGAGGAUUUGAGGAGAACACCUGUAGGAGUGGGGGUAGCAGGAGGAGCAGGCGGAGGGGGGGUAGGAGGAGUGGGAAGAGGUGAAAGGGGGGGAUAUGAGUAUGUAGCAACACCAUCUCCUGCUCCUGGCGUUGAUGCCUCCCCUUUCAUGACCUGGGGAGAGCUAGACGGCACCCCUCUGCGUUUAGACGCUGAGGACACUCCAGUGGGGUUCAACGAGGUGGGGAUGGGUGCUGGGGGCCCGCAAUUCACCAUGGCUGCUGCACCAGCGAGGGAUGAAGCAGGGGUGAAGCUGUCUCGGUCGGCUGGGAGGAGCAUUCGAGAGAGAAGGCUGAGAGCUGCUGGGUUGACUCCUGUGAGAGGGGCUGGAGGAGGAGGUGGGGGAGGGGGAGGAGGAGGAGGGAUGAUGUCGCCUUUCGUGUCUCCUGGACUGAAAGGCACGCCUGGGGGUGGUGCUGGUGCUGGGAUGGGCGCGUGGGGAGGGCAAAGUCCCCUGGUGAGCGGAGGAGGGGGUUUAGGAGGGCCGUCGGGAGGGGGAUUAUCAGCAGCAGCACAGAAGCUUGUGUCUCGAGCGAUGAAAAGGAGUAAAGUAAUUGUGGAUCCGAAGCUGAGAGCGAGUUACUCCGCUUCUCCUGCUGGGGUUGGGAGUGGGGGGAGUGCGGGGAGGGACGGGAGGAGUAGGAGCAGGAGCAGGAGUAGGAGUGUUGUGGGGACUCCGGAGCAGAGGAGAGGGGGGUUGGGGACGCCUGGUUCUGCUGCUGCUGCUGCUGCUGCUGCUGCUGACUCGCCUAUUGUGAUUCGGUCGUUGAGAGGGACGGUUCUGAAUCCCAACCCUGCCACACCGCCGCCAUCGGUGUUGCAUAAGAAAUGA